AUGGGAAGUAUUUGUGGAACAAUCCCAAGAAAAAACUAAAUUGUGUCUAUGAAAACAAGAAAUAGUGAUUAAGUGUUUACUUCAACUGAAGACAUUUAAAAAAUAUACAUUUUUGGUAAAGUGCUUGGUGUUGGUUCAUUUGGAAAAGUAAUUGCAGCAAAAAUGAAGAGCAAUCCAUUAAAAAGAUAUGCAAUAAAGAUUAUUGAGAAGAGAAAAGUUAAAGGGAGAGAGGAUAUUUUAGCAAAUGAAAUUUACAUUUUGUAGAAGUUAGAUCAUCCUAAUAUUAUAAAAUUUCAUGAAGUAUAUUAAAAUAGGGUAAAUUUCUAUAUAUGUAUGGAUUAUUGUUAAGGAGGAGAAUUAGUUGAUUGGAUUCCAAAAAAGUAUAAGAAUUUUCAUGAAAGCAAUAUUUAAGAAAUAAUGAGAAAAGUAUGUAAAUUUAUAUAAAUAGAUCAUAUCAGCAGUAGCUUAUAUACAUGAUGAAGGAAUAGUACACAGAGAUAUUAAAGCUGAAAAUAUUAUGAUAACUUCUAAAAAAGAUGAUGCUGAACCUAAAUUAAUAGAUUUUGGAUUAGCAAAUAAAUUUGAUAGCACAAAGUUACGACGAUUGAAAUCAUUUGUAGGAACUCCAAUGUAUAUGGCACCAGAAGUUAUUUAAGGAAAAUACGAUGAAAAAUGUGAUAUUUGGUCUUUAGGAGUUCUACUUUUUACUUUGCUUUCAGGUCAUAUGCCAUUUCAUGGAGAAACUAAAGAAGAAUUGUAUGAUAAUAUAUAAAGAUCUAAUGUAUUUUUCAAUAUUUUAUUAGAUUGGAUUUGAUGCUCAUUAAUGGAAAUUUGUGACCAGUGAAGCAAAAGACAUUAUUAGAAGAAUGCUUUAGAAAAGUCCUUAAUUACGUCCAUCAGCAAAAACAUUAUUAAGACAUGAUUGGUUUAAGAAAAAGUUAUAAUAAAGUGAAAAGAUAAUGCAAGAUUAACAAUUAAAAAAUUAAAUUUCAUAAUCACCUUCUAGUUUAGACAAUAGAUCUAUAUAUGAAAUGCUUAAAUAAAACUCUUCUAAAGGAGGAAGCAAAUUUAGAAAAGAAGUUAUGACUUUACUAGUAAAAUAAUUAAAUGAAUAAGAAUUACACAAUUUAAGAGAAAAAUUUAAAUAAAUUGAUAUAGAUAAUUCAGGUACAAUUACUAUUUUUGAGUUACAUAAUGCCUUAAUUGCUGAAGUAAAAAUUAGAAUUUAUCAAAGGGAUCAUCUGUUAGCUAUGAUGAAAUAGAAAAAUUGAUAUCAAAUCUAACUCCAAAACAUAAUUAAGGUUUAGAGCAUAAAAAAAAAUCAAGACCUUCUUUAGAAUUAAAAUAUAGUGAAUUCUUAGCAUCAUGUAUUGAUGAAAGAAAAUUCCUUACAAGAGAAAAAGUAAUAUUUCAAUUUAAUUUAGUUAUGGUCUUUAUUUAAAUUUUUUGACACUGAUAAUUCUAAUUUUAUUACAAAAGAUGAUAUUAAAGAAGCUUUUGCAAGAAAUUCAAAGUCUUUUACAGAUGAAUAAAUUGAUGAAAUGAUUGCUGAAAUUGAUCCAAAUCAUGAUAAUAAAAUAAGUUUUGAAGAAUUUUGUUAAAUGUUUGAUAAUGCAGGAAUUUAUUAAAAUUUAGCUGAUGAUGAAGAGUUAGCAGAUUGA
Messenger RNA from Paramecium sonneborni, 1661 nucleotides. The record is from the annotation of a GenBank genome assembly. NCBI's taxonomy places the organism in Eukaryota, Ciliophora, Oligohymenophorea, Peniculida, Parameciidae.